UAUUUAUUAAUUGAAUAAUUUCAUAAUAUCGCAUUUUGUGCACUGCAACAGAAAUGGAUGGAGCAUUGGAAAGAAAAAAGUGCAAUGUUCAUUCAGUAUUUGCGUUUUGCUUUUAUGGCACUUUGAUUGUUUAAACCCGUUCAGCCCAAUUUCGUUUGUGUUCAGGUCCCACAGCUCUCCAAUAGGAGCACUUGCUCGAAAGUGCUUCAUUCACCCGACGACUUUGCAGCGAUGAGUAUCAAAUUCACAGUCAACGGAUUCCCGUACGAGGUGGAGCCCACGGACUUCCCCCCGGACAUCACCCUCAAUGCCUUCCUGCGGGAGCAUCUCCACCUAACUGCCACUAAAUACAUGUGCCUUGAGGGCGGAUGCGGCUCCUGUGUCUGCGUCAUCCGCAGGCGACACCCGGUCACCCAGGAAGUACAAUCCCGAGCAGCGAAUUCCUGCCUUACACUCCUAAACACCUGCGACGAUGCCAAGAUUAUAACGGACGAGGGGCUGGGCAACCAGUUGAGUGGCUACCAUCCGAUCCAGAAGCGUCUGGCGCAGCUGAACGGCACUCAGUGUGGCUACUGCUCCCCGGGAUUCGUGAUGAACAUGUACGGACUGUUGGAGCAGCACCAGGGACAGGUAAGCAUGGCACAGGUGGAGGACGCCUUCGGAGGAAACAUCUGCCGCUGCACAGGCUAUCGCCCCAUUCUGGACGCCAUGAAAUCUUUCGCUGUGGACAGCACCGUGGACGUACCUUCCGAGUGCAUAGACAUCGAGGACUCCUUCGAGCUCCUCUGCUUGAAAACCGGACAAUCUUGUAAGGGCAGCUGUUUGAGGCCUCCCAUGAGGGAUCAAAGUGGCAGCCACUGGUACUGGCCCAAGUCCCUCACGGAGCUCUUCACCGCCUUGGGACAGGUGGGAAGCGGAGAACUGUACAUCCUGGUGGCGGGCAACACGGCUCAUGGAGUCUACAGAAGACCAAGGAAUAUCCGACACUUUAUCGAUGUGAACAAAGUGGCAGAGCUGAAGCAGUACAGCAUCGAAGCGGAUCACUUGCUGUUGGGAGCGAAUCUUUCACUCAACGAUGCCAUGCAGGUGUUCCUGCUGGUCGCCAAGAGGCCCGGAUUCGAAUACUGUGUCCAGUUGUGGCAGCACUUCAACCUGAUUGCCAAUGUGCCAGUCCGAAAUACCUUAUUUUACAAUUUUAAAACAUUUUCAUUACGAUUCGAUUAGAUUAGAUCUUUAUACAUUUUUGUUAUGAUUGUAAUGAAGAAAAGAGUGAUGAGUUUGUUGUCGUAUCUUAGGGAUAAAUCCGCCAAACUGGUUCUAGCUGCAUUUCUCCUUAAGGCAUAUCCCAGAGAUAAAUACCUCUUCAGCUCAUACAAGAUCCUGGCCAGAGCCCAGAAUGUCCACGCCUAUGUGAAUGCGGGUUUCCUGAUCGAAUGGCAGGAUAUAAAGCGCAGUAUUGUGCGAUCAGCCCGAAUUUGCUUUGGAAACAUCCGUCCAGAUUACGUUCAUGAUGACGGACUGGAGCACCUGCUUCCGGGAAGGGAUCUCUACGACCACGCCACCGUUACUCAGAUCUUCCAGCAACUUUCAGCCAGUAUCCAGCCAGAUGAACGACCUCCAGAAGCAUCUCCGGAAUAUCGAAAGAUGCUGGCCUGCUCCCUCUUUUACAAGUUUCUACUCGCUACAUCUCCUAAGGAACGGGUUCUAGGACGAUAUCGCACUGGGGGUUUUCAGCUGGACAGACCGCUUUCUUCGGGAAGUCAGACUUUUGAGACUAUAAGGAAAAACUAUCCAGUUACCCAGCCCGUCCUGAAACUAGAGGGACUCAUCCAAUGUUCUGGAGAGGCCUCGUAUGUGAACGAUAUCCUGACUCCUUCAAGCUCCGUGUACUGUGCUUUUGUAACAGCCAAGCGAGUGGGGGCCAGCAUCGAGUUGAUAGAUCCAAGAUCGGCGCUCCAGUGCAAGGGCGUGUUGGGCUUUUAUGCAGCCAAAGACAUUCCUGGCGUAAAUAGCAUCGUCACCGUCACUAGAGAGACAGAUGUUCAGGGAAAGGGGAUCUUUGAAAUGGGUUCACAGUAUCACUUCUCCAUGGAAACGCAGACAACUAUUGUGAUGCCGGUGGAUAACAUUCUGCAGGUGUACUCUUCCACCCAAUGGAUGGACGGCACUCAGGGAGCCAUUGCUCAUAUGCUGGGGGUCACUGUAAACUCUAUUCAGCUCCAUGUGAGGAGAGUCGGUGGAGGUUACGGAGCCAAGGUCACUCGUGCUAACUUUGCAGCUUGUGCCGCCGCUCUGGUGGCUUCCAAAUUAAACAGACCCGUCAGAUUCGUCCAAACCAUCGAGUCCAUGAUGGAGACACUCGGCAAACGCUGGGCCUGCCGUUCGGACUACGAGUUCCGUGUCCGUGCCAGUGGUUCCAUAAUUCUGCUCACAAACGACUACUAUGAAGAUGCCGGAAGCAGUCUUAACGAGAACGUGGUGGAUUUCCUGACCCUGCCGGCCCUCAGAAAUGUUUACAAUCUUGCCGAAACAAACUUUAGAGUCAAGGGCAGUGCCAUCCUGACCGACGCUCCCAGUUCGACUUGGUGCCGAGCACCAGGAUCAGCGGAAGGCAUUGCCAUGACAGAGAACGCCAUGGAGCAUAUUGCCUUCGAAUGCCAGUUGGAUCCAGCUGAUGUUCGACUUGUUAACCUGCAGCCGGGAAGCAAAAUGGUUCAACUUCUUCCAAGGUUCCUGGCCUCCACAGAGUAUCGGAAACGACGAGACGAGGUUAACCUCUUCAACACCCAGAAUCGGUGGCGUAAACGCGGCCUGGGUCUGUCCAUAAUGAAUUUUCCUCUCAACACAACCAUAGGCUUCACCUACCCAGCCACUGUGGCCAUUUACCACGAAGACGGUUCAGUGGUUAUUUCCCACGGGGCCAUAGAGAUUGGCCAAGGAAUCAACACGAAGGCGGCGCAGGUGGCAGCGUUCUUGCUCGGAGUUCCGUUGGAUAAGGUGCUGGUUGAAGGAAGCAAUACCGUGAAUGGAGCCAACACCAUGAUAACCGCCAACUCAAUGAGCAGUGAGAUGAUUGGGAUUGCCGUGAGAAAAGCUUGCGAAACCCUCAACCAAAGACUGGCUCCGAUAAAGCAGCAACUGGGGCCUCAGGCCACGUGGGUACAGGUGCUCCAAGCUGCUUAUCUACAGUCCAUUUUCUUAAUUGCCACAGAAUCGUAUAAAUUGGGUGAUAUUCCCAAUUACAGCAUCUUUGGUCUAAGUCUCACAGAGGUGGAGCUAGACAUUUUGACGGGAAAUCACUUAAUUCGACGGGUGGACAUCCUGGAGGAUGCUGGCGAAAGCCUGAGCCCAAACAUCGAUGUGGGCCAGGUCGAGGGGGCUUUCGUGAUGGGCCUGGGGUACUAUCUCACUGAACUUCUCAUCUAUGAUCGUCAGACAGGCCAGAUCCUCACAAACCGGACCUGGAACUACCACCCUCCAGGAGCCAAGGACAUUCCCAUUGAUUUCCGCAUCGAGUUGCUUCAAAAGAGUCCUAACCCAGUUGGUUUUAUGCGAUCCAAGGCCACGGGAGAACCUGCUUUGUGUCUGGCAGUGGGAGUCCUUUUCGCUAUCCAACACGCUAUUCAGUCGGCGCGAAAGGACGCAGGACUUCCACGGGAAUGGGUGCGAUUGGGAGCCCCCACCACGCCGGAGACUGUGGUACUCAAUGCUGGCAGCCAGAUACAAACAUUUUCGUUGAACUGAAGAAGCUGCGCAGAAGUCUUAUUUAAUUUAUUUAAAACUAGGUUGAGGUAUCAAGAAUAUUAAAUUAUGGCUGAUAAUAAUACUAAAGGGUAAUAAAAUUGUUACUGCUUCCUUUUUAAAGUAGCAUCGCUUUCAUUGUAUAUCUAUCGUGAGCAAGGAACAUUAGUUAUUUUAGCUUUCCAAAGACUGGAAGAUUUUUUGCAGUGGUCGGUUGAUGUCACUUUUAUCUACUCGAACCCGUUUAGCCUAAUUAACGGAUAAUCAGGUUUCGAGUAGCUUUGGAAUGGACUCCGUUCAAUAGCGCGAAGUGGAGUUGUUACACUCGCCCGUCGACUCCUCAAC
Molecule: messenger RNA, 4086 nt
Organism: Drosophila ananassae
Lineage: Eukaryota; Metazoa; Arthropoda; Insecta; Diptera; Drosophilidae
Product: xanthine dehydrogenase-like
Molecular function (GO): oxidoreductase activity; FAD binding; 2 iron, 2 sulfur cluster binding
Source: RefSeq, a predicted model, not a curated record